Molecule: messenger RNA, 1248 nt
Organism: Columba livia (rock pigeon)
Lineage: Eukaryota; Metazoa; Chordata; Aves; Columbiformes; Columbidae
Product: fibrinogen-like protein 1-like protein
Exons: 4
Coding region: 27-866 (279 amino acids)
Source: RefSeq, a predicted model, not a curated record
CGCUCCGCAGGGUCCCUGCAGACGGCAUGGCUGCUCAUCGCUCCAAUCUGCUGUUCUUCCCCUUGGUGCUGGCCCUGCUGGCCCCUCUUCUUGCUCUGGAAAUUGAAAACCUGGAAAGACUAAAAGUAAAUUUAGAUGAAAUCAUUAAUCUCCAUUCGGAUGAGCUCCAUCCUGAAGAAGAUGGAGAGAAUGAACGGCAGAGCAGAUCCAGCAACACUCAGCAGACAGCGAACCACCGUUGGCCCAGGGACUGCAGCGAGGUCUCUUCUGGCAGCCCCAGUGGCAUCUAUGUCAUCCAGCCCACCGGGCUGCAGCCCAUUGUGGUGUAUUGCAACUUGAGCGUGGCAGACGGGGGCUGGACGGUCAUCCAGAGGAACCGGCAGAGCACCGAGAUCACCUGGGCCGAGUCCUGGACCACCUACAAGUACGGCUUUGGGAACGUGCACACCGACUACUGGCUGGGCACUGAGUACAUCCAUCAGAUCUCCAGGCAGAAGGUCUACCGGGUCAGGUUUAUCAUCUGGGAUGCUGCGAACUAUGCCAGGUUUGCAGACUACAACCUCUUCAGUGUGGAAACCGAGUCCCAGGGCUACCGGCUGAGGCUGGGAACAUAUUCGGGGUCAGCAGGAGACGGCAUGGCCUUGAACAGUGCUUCCGCCACGCACGACAACAUGAAGUUCUCUACUAAAGAUCGGGAUCAGGACACUUCCAGCAGUAACUGUGCCUCCAGCUAUGGGGGCGGCUGGUGGUACUCGGCGUGUUAUUAUGUGCGGCUGAAUGUUAGGGGGGCCAUAACAUGGGGCGGCCUGUGCAACGGGAACUGCAGAGCAUCUGCCAUCCUCAUCAAACCAGUUUCCUACUGUUAGUUGCAUUUUUGUUUCCUUUCUGUCCAACCUGAGGCUAAUUCUGGCUCUGCAAAGAGAUGGAAAAAGGAAAAACACGUCACAGCCAAACCUAGUGUCCUAGGGUUGGCCAUAUCCUGGCUACUGAAGAAAACAAGGCAUGUUCCACUUCUUCUCCCUCCUGUAGAUUUCCUCUUUCCCCUCAACUGUGCUGCAAAAUCUGGAGUGUCCAGGUCUGUACUGUGCUUCGUAUAAAAUGUGAAACAGCCAAACCCAGUGAACCGAUAUGGUUAAUUUACAUCCUUAACUUCAGGCAGGCUACCUAAUUUUCACCUGUUGAAGAUCUUGCUCAAGAUAUUAAUGUGCACAAUCAAAUUCCCACUCUCUACCUUCUACAUUUCAGGCU